Aureococcus anophagefferens is the source of this 3993-nucleotide messenger RNA. RefSeq lists its product as hypothetical. The coding region runs from base 1 to 3993 and encodes 1330 amino acids. Lineage: Eukaryota; Pelagophyceae; Pelagomonadales; Pelagomonadaceae. The record is from RefSeq and is a predicted model, not a curated record. The transcript has 5 exons.
AUGGCGCCGGCGAAGCACCACCACGCGCACCACCGCCACGACCACGGCGUCCACAAGAACGACCGCAAGUACCACGAGGAGAAGCACAAGCGCGCCGCCGAGGCCCAGCAGGCGGCGCUGCUCGCCGCGGCGGCCAAGGGCGACGUCGAGGGCGUCAUGCAGUACAUCAUGAACGAGCGCAACGCGCAGAACCACCUGCUCCUCCACGCCUGUUUCAGGGCAGCACAAGAGAGCGAAAUUCCCAGCUUCAAAGGCUCCGAUCUCGGCCGUUUUCCGCUCGCCUGUCUGCGGUUCAAGAACCUCACGGAGGCCCAGUUCCUCACGGUGCUCCGCUGGGACGAGCGCGCCGCGGGGCAGGGAGCAAAAAUAUGCAACACGACUUCAAUAUGCAUGGUUUUGCACGAGUUCGACAUCGUUUCUCUGCCGCGCGCCGCGGAGACGGCGAACGAGCAGGGCUGGUUCCCGCUCCACAUCCUCGCGCACACGACGGCGCGCCCGACGACGACGAUGGUCCGCGCGCUGACGGUCCUGUACCCGGCCGCCGCGCGCGCGCCCAUCGUGAGCGGCUGGCUGCCGCUGCAGCUCCUGUGCCAGCACGCGCGGAACAAGGGCGACAACUCGCACCACGGCGUCCGCGCGACGCCGGCCCUCCUCAGCGCGCUCCGCGCGGCCUACCCCGGCGCGGCGACGGAGUGCCUGCCCCAGGCGCGGAAGAACGGGUUAGGGGAAAAAACAGCGGAGAGCUUGCUGCCCUUCGACCUGCCGCACCGCGAGGCCUGCGUCGCGGCGCUCCGCGAGAACGCGCUCGACAUGGUCAAGCGCGACGACCACGACCGCUUCGAGGCGGAGCGGCUCAAGGGCCAGCUCAAGUUCGAGGCGCGGCGCGCGGCGGACGCGGGCGACGCGCCGGGCGUCGUCGACGUGCUCAAGCACGCGCACGGCCACUACAGCGGCAUCACGGACGUGCUCGACGACCGGGGCCACGCGCUCUUCGCGCGCUGCCUCGACCGCUGCGGCGAGACUUUGGACGACGCGUCCUUCGACUACCUCUUCCGCGCGUCGCCGGGCGCCCCUUUCCGCGAGGACUUCCAGCGCAUGCUCCCGAUCCACACGCUCAUGAACGGCUGCGAGGCCGCGACGCCCCACAUGGUGCGCAGCCUGAACGCGGCCCACCCCAAGGGCGGCGCGCACCGGGGCCUCCGGGGCUGGACGCCGCUCCACUUCUUCUGCAUGCGGAACCCGACGUGGCCGCGCGCGGCGGCCAUCCUCGCGCUCCUCCUCGACACCAAGUCCGGCGCCAAGGCCUGCCGCCUCCGCGACCAGCGCGGCGACCUCCCGAUCCACCUCUUCUGCCAGACCUGCGCGGACCUCAAGGACGUCGUCGAGCAGGAGAUCGCGAGCGGCAACUACGGCCGGGCCCGGCGGAGGCCGCCGCCGAAGAAGAAGACCAAGGUCGAGAACGUGCGCGCGGCGUUCCGCCGCGCGUCCGUGGCCGUGGGCCUCGCCGGCGGCGCGGACGACGACGACGAGCCCGAGGCGCCGGAGGAGGAGGCCUACGCCUGGAACGCGGACCAGGCCGUCGCGUGCGUCAAGCUCUUGGUCAAGGCCUACCCCGAGUCGUGGCGCCUCGCGGGCAAGGGCAAGGUCACGUCCCUGGACCUCGCGCCCCCGGAGCUCCACGAGGCCAUGCUCAAGGCCGCCGACGGCAGGGCGGGCGACGGCUCCGAGAGCUCCGACGACGACCUCGACAACAAGUUCAACCUCGCCAAGUUCGAGGACGGCCUCCACGACGUCAAGACGCACAAGCACCAGCGGCACAAGGUCGACCUCGAGACGGCGGACCUCGGCGACGUCGUCGACGACGGCAAGACCGACGAGGGUCUCUGCCAUCGGCUGCUCCGGAGGUACGACGGCGCGAACGCGCGCGACGCGGGCGAGCACGGCGGCUUCCUGCUCCACCGCCUGCUCCGCCGCAAGCCCGACGUCGGCGCCGACGUGCUCCGCGCCGUGCUCACGUGGUCGUCCAAGGCCGCGCGGACGGCCGACGGCGAGGGCUGGCACCCGCUGCACCUCCUCGCGCGGCGCGCGACGACGGACCGGUUGGUGACGGGCGCGUCCGCGCGGCGCGUGCUCAACACGUUCCGCGAGUGCGCCGUGCUCCGCGGCGGCGGCGACGGCCGGCUCCAGAACCCCCUCGCGGCGCUCUGCGCGCACCUGACGCACAAGAGCGCGCACGUGAAGACGCCGCUGAGCUACGAGAACCACUGGACGAAGGAGACCUACGACGAGUGGGAGCAGCGCAUGGUCGCCGUCGCGCGCGCGCUCGCCGACGGCCACCCGGACGCGCGGACCCAGAAGACGGCCCACGGCCACGUCGCCGUCGACCUGCUCCCGGCGCACGCGGACUACGACGGUUUAAGGGCCGUCGCGCGGCCGCCGCCGCGCCGCGCGCCCGUGGACAAGCACGCCCUGGGCCGCAUGGCGCCGCGGCUCGCGAAGCUCGCCGACGCGGCCUUCGCCGCGGAGGCGGCCGGCGACGCCGCGGACGAGGCGAGGGACGGCGCCGCGCGGCUGACCAAGUGCAUCCCGCUGGGCCUGCCCGUCGAGGACGGCGGCAUCACGGCCAUCUCGCGGCCGCCGACGGCGGCGUCGGACUACGACGACCCGCCGUCGACGCCCGUCGGCGGCGCGCGGCGGCCGCGGACGCCCGGCGGCACCGUCGCUCGGCCGACGACGUCCGGCGGCACGCUGCGGCCGACGACGCCCGGCGGCACGCUGCUCGUGCGGCUCCGCGUCGACGUGGCCAACGCGCAGUCGGGCCGGCCGGCGACGCCCCUGUCGCCGGGCGGCACGCGCCUCGCGACGACGCCGCGCGAGACGCGGACGCUCCGGCCUCUGACGCCCGGCGGCUCGCUCCGGCCUUUGACGCCCGGCGGCCGGAUCCAGCACAAGCCCCUCGCGGACCACGGCCUGCGCCGGCCCAAGACGCCCGACGGGAGCCACCUCGUGCCGCCGCUCACGCCCGGGGGCACGUUCCGCCCGACGACGCGCGGCGGCACGCUCCUCCGCGACAGCAACCUGCACGAGCACACGCACGACUUCAACGGCAACCCCAUCGGCGACCACGGCGAGUGCGUCUUCGGCGCUGACGGCGUCCCGCGGCCCAAGUCGAAGCACGCGGAGCGCAAGACCUACGGCCACACGGGCCUCCGCAUCGUCACGCGGUCCGUCGAGGAGGCGGCCGCGGCGUUCGAGCGGCACCGCGACCGCGGUGCGACGCCGACGACGCCCCGCCGCGCGUCGACGCCCGGCGCGAGGCGGCGCCCGCGGACGCCCGGCGCCGUCGUCUCCUUCUCCGACGCGCCGACGCCGCUCCGGUCCUCGAGCCGCGGCGGGAGCCGCGGCGGCCAGCGGCCGGACACGGCGGCGCGCAAGGCCGAGCGCGCGGCGAGGCGCCGCGACCGCGCCGCCGCGGCCGACGCGCACGUGCGCGACGUCCAGCGCGCCGAGGAGCUCGCGGCCGCCGCGGAGCUCGAGGCCGCGGACGCGGAGCUCAAGGUCGAGCGCAAGAAGCGGAAGCGGGCGACGCGCCUCGCGAAGCAGGCCCGGGGCGUCGCGUCGUCCAAGGCCGCGGCGCGGCGCGCGUCCAUGGCCGCGCGGCGCGCGGCGCUCGCCGCGGCCGCGCCGCCGCCGCCGGGCCUGCCCGCGCUGCCCGCGCUGCCCGCGGCGCCCGCGCGGGACGACGACCGGCCCGACCCGACGCUCGCCGCCGCGGAGAAGCGGCGGAGGCGCGACAAGUCCUACCUGAACCGCGUGACCUUCCUCGGCCGGUCCAUCGGCCUCCGGCUGUGCCUCCGCGCGACGGUCCAGCCGGGCGUCCACGGCUACCGCCACCACGCGAACGCGGCCCCCACGCGGAAGCCGUCGGCGAUCCGGGACUGGGUCACGUCGGACCUGAACCGGAGCGCGCUCGCCGGGCGGCACGAGUGGUGA